AUGGAUGCUCAUGGAGGACACUACCUUAAUAAAGACGCUGUGCUUUCACCUUUAGGUGUAGCGCGAAUGUGCCAGUUGCUACUCGGUUGCACCAUAAUAGCCCUUGUGGCCCACAGCGCGGGCUACAGUGCCGACUACGGAACCUUCUGCAUGUUUGUGUGGUGCUUCUGCUUUGCUGUCACGCUGGUUGUGUUCACCUUGGACAUCACGCGGCUCCACACAUGCAUGCCCAUUUCCUGGGAUAACUUCACUGUGGCGUUUGCCAUGCUGGCAACGCUCAUGUACAUCACUGCUUCCGUGGUCUACCCUGUCUACUUCCUCCAAACAGAGUGCCCCGAUGACAGCUGUGAAGUCCAAAUCUACCGCAUCGCUGUCACCGUCUGCUCCAGCGUCUGCUGCUUCCCCUACGGUACCGAGGUGUUCCUGACUCGGGCCAAGCCGGGGGCUGUGGUGGUUUACAUGGCCACUGUGUCCGGUCUACUCAAGGUGGUCCAGGCUUUUGUGGCUUGCAUUAUUUUUGGGGCCCUGGACCAUGACAGCGAGUACAAUGUCUACAUUGCCACUGAGUACUGUGUGGUUGUGUACAGCCUGUGCUUUUCCAUCACUGUCAUUGUGAUAGUACUGACAGUUUCUGGCAGGACCUCUGCCCUGCGGUUCCCCUUUGAUCGGUUCGUGGUUGUCUACACCUUCUUCGCUUUCAUCCUCUACCUCAGUACUGCACUCAUCUGGUCCAUAUUCAGCUUUGACAGGAAGUACGGCACCACAUCUCGUCCUGAGGACUGCCCACGUGGGGAAUGUCCCUGGGACAGCAAGCUGGUGGUGGCAGUGUUUACCAACGUCAACCUGAUCCUGUAUUUUGUUGACCUUGUUUACUCCCAGAGGAUUCGCUUUGUCUCCAGCUCUGCUGCUGUCUGAAAAACUUUCCCCUCUGAAGACUGUUUAGCCUCAGAGACAAAUGAAGUUUGAGGCCUUCUCCAUUAUGCUAUCCACAGUCACGUCUCUGUGAAGGACUCAUUUCCUUGGAUCCACAGAUUCAUGGUUUCGUAUUUAU
Plectropomus leopardus (leopard coralgrouper) is the source of this 1051-nucleotide messenger RNA. Lineage: Eukaryota; Metazoa; Chordata; Actinopteri; Perciformes; Serranidae. The record is from RefSeq and is a predicted model, not a curated record.